AUGUCUGCCGAGGAAGUUCAGUCAGACCAUUCUGAGCAUGAGGAGGACCCCACUUCUCAGGCUGCUCUAGACAAGAUUCAGUCUCGCUCUGAGCGCAAAGCCCGUAAAGCCCUCCUCAGCUUAGGCCUCAAAAAGGUGCCUGGUAUCACUCGGGUCACCCUCCGCAGACCAAAGAACGUCCUAUUCGUGCUUUCUUCACCCGAUGUAUACAAGUCGCACAACAGCGAUUGCUAUAUCGUCUUUGGUGAAGCAAAGAUUGAGGACAUGAAUUCACAAGCACAGUUGUCUGCAGCUCAACAUCUUUCUUCGGCUUCGGGUGCAGCAGUCGAAGCUGACGAGGAUGACAUUCCUAACCUCGAAGCACCUGAGGAUGAUGGACCCGUCGAUGAAACUGGCGUUGAUGUCAAAGACAUAGAGUUGGUUAUGAAUCAGGUUGGCUGUUCAAGAGCCAAAGCGGUUAGGGUACUGAAGGAAAGCGAAGGAGAUCUGAUCAAUGCUAUUAUGGCAGCGAGUGAUUGA
Molecule: messenger RNA, 519 nt
Organism: Pisolithus orientalis
Lineage: Eukaryota; Fungi; Basidiomycota; Agaricomycetes; Boletales; Pisolithaceae
Product: NAC domain-containing protein
Exons: 4
Coding region: 1-519 (172 amino acids)
Biological process (GO): protein targeting to membrane
Cellular component (GO): cytoplasm; nascent polypeptide-associated complex
Source: RefSeq, a predicted model, not a curated record